Molecule: messenger RNA, 654 nt
Organism: Aspergillus japonicus CBS 114.51
Lineage: Eukaryota; Fungi; Ascomycota; Eurotiomycetes; Eurotiales; Aspergillaceae
Product: DUF1993 domain-containing protein
Exons: 1
Coding region: 65-577 (170 amino acids)
Source: RefSeq, a predicted model, not a curated record
CAAGCAAUCAGCUUCCAAUAAAAUCACACCAUCUCCUCCCAAUAACAUUUCAUUCCUGGCAACCAUGUCUUCCACCGUGUACACCAUUACCAUCCCGACCUUCAUCAAUGGUCUCCAGACGCUCUCCCACAUCCUCAAGAAGGGCGAGGAGUAUGCCACUGAGAAGGGCAUCGCUCUUGAUACCCUCCUCAACGCCCGUCUCUACGAGGACAUGAAGCCUCUCUCCUUUCAGAUCUUUGCCACCGUGCUCAACAUCCGCAAGACCAUCGCCCGCACCCAGCUAGUGGACCCCCCGGCUCCUCUGCCCGAGGCCAAAACGUACCAGGACCUCUACACCAGCAUCGACGCCGCCCUCGCCGAGAUCCAGCAGCUCACCCCGGCGGGCUUUGCCGACAAGGAGCAGACGGCGUUCAAGGCGCCCCUGGGCGACCACGAGAUCGAGUUCACUCCGGAGUCCUACGCCCUCAACUUCGGGCUGCCCAAUGUCUAUUUCCACAUCACGACGGCGUACGCCAUCCUGCGGGCUCAGGGUGUGCCCCUUGGCAAGUUGGAUUUCUUGAAGAAUUUCCUUUCCUGAAUGGUUGAGAUCGAUUGCGGGUGCUUGUUUAGUGGUUUCCGGGGUUGAUCCCCGCAGCAGAAAAGAGGUGUAUGUAU